GAAGGUCAGUAGAGGGAGUUGGAUUCAGAAAGUUGAUGUAAUCUGGAAGCCCCAGAAAAGUUCUGAGUUUGUUAGUUGUGUGGAUUCUGAGGUGUUUGAUAAACAGGCUGAAGGGUUAUCCUUAGAUUCUUUGCCUUUUCUGCUUAUAUUUUUUAUUGUUCUGCCUGAUUCCAACAUGAAUAUACAGUCCUGCUCCAGGUGUGGAUAUGGGGUAUAUCCAGCUGAGAAGAUCAACUGCAUAGAUCAGACAUGGCAUAAAACUUGUUUUCACUGUGAGGUCUGCAAGAUGAUACUCACUGUCAAUAACUUUGUCAGUCACCAGAAAAAGCCUUAUUGUCAUGUGCAUAACCCUAAGAACAACAACUUCACUAGUGUGUAUGAGACCCCGUUAAAUAUAAAACUUAAAAAACAGUCAGAUGCAGUCAGUGAGGUUAAUUGUCAAGAAGAUGAUGAACAAUUUAAAUCAAUUUUUCACUGGGAUAUGAAAUCUAAAGAUAUGGAAGCUGCACGGACAGUGCAGCAGCUGGCCAGUCAGAAAGACUACUGGACGUCAUAUGGUGAAGGGAAUUCCUGGUCUUCAGGAACAGCCUCGGACCCUGAAAUGAUCAGAAUGGCUCAGGCCCAGAAAGCUCUUACUGAAUCUGAUUAUGCAGACGAUUUUGAGCACCAGAGGGGGAAAGGAAGCUUUCCUGCUAUGAUCACUCCAGCUUACCAGAGAGCCAAGAAAGCCAAUCAGCUGGCUAGCCAGGUGGAGUAUAAGCGUGGACACGAUGAGCGAGUCUCCAGGUUCACCACGGUGACAGACACUCCUGAACUGCUCCAUGCAAGAGCAGGUGGACAGCUCCUGAGUGAUGUGAGAUACUCUGAAGAAUAUGAACAACAAAGAGGAAAAGGCAGCUUUCCUGCUAUGAUCACACCUGCUUAUCAAAUAGCCAAGAGGGCCAAUGAAUUAGCCAGUGAUGUGAAAUAUCAUCAGCAGUAUCAUAAAGAUAUGAAGGGAAAAGGUAGCCAUGCAGUUGGAAAUGAUGCAGCUUCAGAUCAUUUUGGUCAGGAAUACCUGGAGGAGUUUGAAGAGCACAGGGGAAAGGGUAGCUUUCCUGCUAUGAUCACCCCAGCUUAUCAAAAUGCCAAGAAAGCAAAUGAACUGGCUAGUGAUAUAAAGUACAGGCAAGACUUGGCAAAGAUGAAAGGAGCUGCUCACUAUCACUCACUGUCAGCUCAAGACAAUUUGGUUCUUAAACGAGCCCAGAGUGUUAACAAACUUGUCAGUGAGGUGGAGUACAAGAAGGAUCUGGAAAAUAGUAAAGGCCACAGUAUUAACUACUGUGAAACUCCCCAGUUUAGGAACAUGAGCAAGAUCUCCAAAUACACCAGUGAUAAUAAAUACAAGGAAAACUAUCAGAACCAAAUGAAAGGUCACUAUGAAGGGGUUGGCAUGGACCGACGUACCCUUCAUGCCAUGAAGGUUGGGAGUCUAGCAAGCAAUAUAGCCUAUAAAGCCAAUUAUAACCGUGACAGUGUUGACUACAACUACCCAGCUACCAUCACUCCAACAUAUCAGACCACAAUGAGGCUGGUUCCCCUGAAAGAGUCAAACUACAGGCAAAGCAUAGAUAAAUUGAAGUACAGUUCUGUGACCAGUACUCCACAGAUCGUUCAAGCCAAAAUCAAUGCGGAGCAGCUCAGCCAUGUGAAUUACCGGGCCGAAUAUGAGAAAAAUAAGCUGAAUUACACUCUGCCCCAGGAUGUACCGCAGUUAGUCAAAGCCAAAGCCAAUGCUGCACUCUUUAGUGAGGUUAAGUACAAAGAAGGGUGGGAGAAGACAAAGGGAAGAGGAUUUGAGAUGAACCUAGAUGCCAUGUCUUUGCUUGCUGCCAAAGCCUCAGGGGAUCUAGCCAGCAAUAUUAAAUACAAAGAAGAAUAUGAAAAAACAAAAGGGAAAGUUCUGAGUAACAAAGAUUCAAAACUUCUGCAUUCCCUGCAAGUGGCCAAGAUAAGCAGUGAGGUUGAAUAUAAGAAAGGUUUUGAGGAGAGUAAGACCCAUUUCCAUCUUCCUAUGGACAUGGUGAACAUAAAGCAUGCCCAAAAGGCCCAGGCUCUGGCCAGUGAUUUUGACUACAGAAAGAAGUUGCACAAAUACACGGUUCUUCCUGAAGAUAUGAAAACCAAGUGGGCCAAGAAGGUCUAUGGGCUCCAGAGUGAGUUGCAGUACAAGACAGACUUGACAUGGAUGAAAGGCGUUGGUUGGAUGACAGAGGGGAGUUUCAAUAUAGAACAGGCCAAGAAGGCAGGAGAGCUUGUUAGUGAGAAAAAAUACAGGCAGAGGGCUGAUGCUCUGAAGUUCACUAGUGUGACAGACAGUUCUCAGAUGGAACAUGCCAAGAAAAGCCAGGAGCUGCAGAGUGAUGUAUCUUACAGAGCAGGAAAUGAGCAGACUCUCCAUCAGUACACCAUCAACAAAGAUGAACCUCUCUUCCUCCAGGCCAGAGCCAAUGCAGCUAACCUCAGUGAGAAACUUUAUAAGAGCAACUGGGAGAAGCAGAAGGAAAAAGGAUUUGAGCUUCGUCUUGACUCCUUGCCUUUCUUAACGGCAAAGGCCAAGAGAGACCUGGCAAGUGAUAUCAAGUACAGGGAGGAUUAUGAGAAGUCCAGGGGCAAGUUGAUUGGGGUGAAAGGUGUGGAAGAUGAUGCUGGGAUGGCUCAUUCUUUCCAAGUAUCCAAGCUCCAGAGUGAUCUGGAGUACAAGAAGGGAUUUGAGGAUGCCAAAAGCCAAUGCCAUGUCUCCAUGGAUAUGAUCAACCUCAUCCAUGCUCAGAAAGCUCAGAAUUUAGCCACAGAUAUAGGUUAUAGGACUACUUUGCAUCAAUUCACUGCAUUGCCCACAGACAUGAAAGUGGAAUGGGCCAAGAAGGCUUAUGGUUUACAGAGUGAUAACCAAUACAGAGCAGAUUUGAACUGGAUGAAAGGCGUUGGAUGGAUAGCCACUGGGUCAUUAAAUGUGGAACAGGCUAAGAAGGCAGGAGAACUCAUUAGCGAGAAGAAGUACCGUCAGCAUCCAUAUGCUUUGAAGUUUACCAGUAUUAAAGACACUCCUGAGAUGAUCCAGGCUAGAAUUAGUUAUAACCAGGCUGUGGAUAGGUUAUACAAGGAGCAUGGGGAGGAUAUAAAACAUCAUUACACCCAGAUUACAGACCUUCCUGAAGUACUGCUGGCCAAAUUGAAUGCUAUGAAUAUCAGUGAGAUCCGGUACAAGGAGUCCUGGACCAAGCUGAAAGACGAUGGAUAUAUAUUAAAACUGGAUGCCAUUCCAUUCCAGGCAGCAAAAGCUUCAAGUGAAAUUAUAAGUGAUUUCAAAUACAAGGAGGCGUUUGAGAAAAUGAAAGGGCAAAUGCUUGGCUCCCAGGGCUUGGAAAAUGAUAUUAACCUUAAGCAUUCAGUGCAGGCGUCCGCACUGCAGAGUGGCGUGAAUUACAAGAAAGACUUUGAAUCCUCAAAGACCCUGUUCCAUCUGCCUCUGGAUAUGGUAACCCUGGUGCAGGCCAAGAAAGCACAGAAUCUCAUCAGUGAUCAAGAGUACAAACAACUACUUCACCAUUACACACCCUUAUCUGAAGACCUGAGAUUACAUUGUGCCAAAAAGGCUCACAAGUUACAGAGCGAGAAUUUAUACAGAUCUGACUUGAACUUCAUGAGAGGAGUUGGCUGCAUUAUUCCAGGUGCCCUGGAGAUUGAAGGAAGGAAGAAAGCAUCUGAUCUCAUCAGUGAGAGUAAAUAUCGUCAGCAGCCUCAGUCAUUCAAGUACACAGCCGUGACGGACUCUCCUGGCCUGCUUCAUGCAAAAUUCUGCAAUCAGAUUACUAAUGAGCGCCUGUAUAAAGCAGCAGGGGAAGAGUCGAAGCACCAGUAUACGAUGCAGCUAGGUUUCCCUGAGUUUGCCAGAGCAAGAAUGAAUGCGGCCUAUCUGAGCGACGCAAAAUACAAGGAGUCUUGGCAUAAUCUGCGUGCUCAAGGCUACAAGCUGACAAUGGAAGCGAUCCCUUUCCAGACUGCCAAGGCCUCCGGAGAUAUCGCCAGUGAUUACCAAUACAGGCAUGAUUUCGUGAAGGAAAGAGGCAAGCUCAUUGGCCCUGGAAGCCUAAUAGGUGACUGCAGGAUGAGACACUGUCUGCAUGUGGGCCAGCUGCAGAGCCAGCAGCGUUACGCGGAGCAGUCGCAGAGAGGCAGAGUUCACUUCCACCUCCCUUUGGACAUGGUGACCCUGGUCCAGGCCAGGAAGGCCCAGGGUUUAGCGAGCGAGCGGGACUACAGGACAAGGUACCAUGAAUUCACAGUGCUGCCGGAGGACUUGAAGAUGUACUGGGCCAAGAAAGCUCACGCCCUGCAGAGCGAGUCACGCUACAAAUCAGAUCUGAACUUCAUGAAGGGGUUGGGUUGGCUGGCGCUGAGAUCCCCGCAGAUAGAAAAUGUAAAGAAGGCUGGAGAACUCAUCAGCGAGGCAAAAUAUCGCCAAAAGCCGGACAGUAUCAAGUUCACCACAGUGGUUGAUUCACCUGAUAUGGUCCAUGCCAAAAAUAGCUACAUCCAGUGCAAUGAUCGUUUAUACAGAUCUGGGGAUGCAGAAUCGAGGCACAGGUACACUUUACUGCCUGACCACCCCGAUUUCCUUCGAGCCCGACUGAAUGCUCUUCAUCUCAGUGAUAAAAUGUAUAAGACCUCUUGGGAACAGACGAGAGCAGCUGGCUAUGAUUUUAGAUUGGAUGCUAUCCCUUUCCAGACUGCCAAGGCUUCCAGAGAGAUCGCCAGUGAUUUCAGGUACAAAGAGGCCUUCCUAAGGGACCGUGGGCAGCAGAGCAGAUUCCUCAGUGUAAACGAAGAUCCCAAGAUGAGACACUUUAUCAACGUGGGGAAACUCCAGAGUGACAAUGUGUAUAAGAGGGAAUUUGCCAAGAACAAUUCACAGUUCAAGAGUCGGGCCGACCAGCCUGGGUUUGUCCAAGCAAAGAAGAGUCAGCAACUGAUCAGCGAUGUGAAUUACAGGCAGCACCUACAUAACUAUACCUGUGAUCCUGAGCAACUUAACAUGAGGCAUGCAAGAAAGGCCCACAAUCUGCAGAGUGAUGUUAAGUACAAAUCUGACUUGAACUGGAUUAGAGGCAUUGGCUGGACCCCACCAGGUUCUUACAGAGUGGAAAUGGCUCGAAGGGCUGCUGAACUAGCCAACACACAGGGACUGAGGCUUCACAGACCUUCUAAAAUGCCAGAGUGCAGUAGAGAUCAGCAGGAAAAUGUGAAUCCAGAUGCAACUGAGAUUCUUCAAGUAAGAAGGAAGAAGACACAGAUGCUGUAACGCAGCAGCUCCUUGUAUAUGGAAAACGAGCUGGAGAGGAGAUUAGUGCAACAGAAAAGAGGUCCCCAUUUGGUUUCUUAGGUUUUCAAGCAUUUCCUUACAAAGCUGUUUGUUUCUCUGGCUCUCUGAGUAGCAUGGCAGAAAAAAUCAAUUUUGAUUUCUUUUUUAAAAUAAUGCCAUACAAAUGACUACAGAUAUUUUUAUUUUUGAUUCAGUAUUUUAAUAUCUAGGUUUCUUGUCUGUGAAUUGUAUAGUGCCCAGCACAUAUCUGGUGUGUAAUUAAACCUUUCAAAGACAAUCCAAA
Ornithorhynchus anatinus (platypus) is the source of this 5651-nucleotide messenger RNA. It is a transcript of the gene NRAP, whose product is annotated as nebulin related anchoring protein. Gene Ontology annotation, molecular function: actin filament binding. Gene Ontology annotation, cellular component: Z disc. Gene Ontology annotation, biological process: cardiac muscle thin filament assembly. The transcript is spliced from 42 exons. Lineage: Eukaryota; Metazoa; Chordata; Mammalia; Monotremata; Ornithorhynchidae. Bases 176 to 5347 code for a protein of 1723 amino acids. The record is from RefSeq and is a predicted model, not a curated record.